AUCCUCCCACCUCAGCCUCCCAAAAUGCUUCCUCUCUCCUAGUUUCCUUCACCCUAGCCUUCUUCCCUUUACUUAUAUGUUAGGGUAUGUCUGUGUGUGUGCAUAUACACACAGUGUCUGACCCCAAGAGAUCAGGAAGAUCUGCCAAAUCUACUUGGAAUCUCUUGCUGAAGGCAGGGAAAACAGAUGCAAGGAAAGUGGUGUUAGGGAACAGGGAGGUAGCAUGAGGAGAAGGACUGACAGAGAAGAAGAUAAAGGCAGGGAGAGGGUUUGCUGAGAAUUCAAAGCUAUCCAAGCAGAAAGGGACCUCCAAGGUCAACUUGUCCAACUCCCUGGUUUUACAAAUGAGGAAACAGAGGCCCAGAGAAGUGAGACGGCUUGCCCAACAUCACACUGCUGCUUUGUGGCAGAGCUGCAACUAGAACCCAAGUCAAAAGACAAGGGGCUGGAGGGGAGUGUGUAUUCAAGGCUCUAAAGCGAUUUUGACAAGAAGGAGAAAGAGAGACUGACUCACAGAAAGAACUGACGAAUGUAGAUUUCCAAUAGAUGUUUGGAGUAUGGAGAUACAGGGGCAGGAUGGGAAGUGCCUAGAAGACAUUAUAGAACAGUAGAGUCAGGUUCUAGACCUCAUCCUGCUCUUAUUUAUCAGCUUCAGUCUCGGUGUCUGAUGUACCUUUAGAAUCUUUAUGCAAACCAAUCUUAUAAACUAAGCUUGCAACACCCCAGCGCAGUUCUUAACAAGUGCUUACUAAGUCUUUACUAAGGUUGUUAUAUUACCUCAGAAGAGGAAAGGCUUGUGGUUGUAUGGGUUCGGGUGUGGCCCAAAUGACCCUGUGAGGACACAGGGCAGAGGUCCAGUGUCUCCAGAGCCCAUUCCUUCUGUGCCUCUGCUGCCUGCAACUGAUAAACCUCUUAUCUGGCCUAGGCAGGGGAGCCCAGGGCCAGGAUAGGAGUGGGCAGAGCUGCUAUCAGCCACCAGGCCUGGGCCAUAUCUUGGAGAGGGGGAGGGGCUGUCUGCUUGACUCUUUCCACAACAUGUUCUUGGGGAUCCCCAAGCAUAUACUGUCAUCAUCUUGGAAAGAAAAGGGUGAGGACCUAACACUGAGGACAGAGGAGGAAAGCAGGGCGCCCCUGAUGCUGCCCUAGAAAAUGGAAAAGAAAACAUAGCAAAAAAAAGCAGAAGACCUGACUCUGCCCCUAGCCAGGAAAACAGUUUUAGGGGGCUAAAAAGUAGGGGAAAGAGUGGGCAUUUUGCCUGGAUAAAAGGUUUCUAGAGCCAUCUGGGCUUUGGGGGAACCUGGACUACACUCUGGUCCAGUAGGAUGUCCCCGUGUCCUCCCCAGCAGAGCAGAAACAGAGUGAUACAGCUGUCUACUUCAGAACUAGGAGAGAUGGAACUGACUUGGCAGGAGAUCAUGUCCAUCACCGAGCUGCAGGGUCUAAAUGCUCCAAGUGAGCCAUCGUUUGAACCCCAAGCCCCAGCCCCAUACCUUGGACCUCCACCACCCACAGCUUACUGCCCCUGCUCAAUCCACCCAGAUGCUGGCUUCCCACUUCCUCCACCAUCUUAUGAGCUCCCAGCAACCACAUCCCAUGUCCCAGAUCCCCCAUACUCCUAUGGCAACAUGGCCAUACCAGUCUCCAAACCACUGACCCUCUCAGGCCUGCUCAGUGAGCCGCUCCAAGACCCCUUAGCCCUCCUGGACAUUGGGCUGCCAGCGGGGCCACCUAAGCCCCAAGAAGACCCAGAAUCCGACUCGGGAUUAUCCCUCAACUAUAGCGAUGCUGAAUCCCUUGAGCUGGAGGGGACAGAGGCUGGUCGGCGGCGCAGCGAAUACGUAGAGAUGUACCCAGUGGAGUACCCCUACUCACUCAUGCCCAGCUCCUUGGCCCACUCCAACUAUGCCUUGCCAGCUGCUGAGACCCCCUCGGCCUUAGAGCCCUCUUCAGGCCCUGUGCGGGCUAAGCCCACUGCACGCGGGGAGGCAGGGAGUCGGGAUGAACGUCGGGCCUUGGCCAUGAAGAUUCCUUUUCCUACAGACAAGAUUGUCAACUUGCCGGUAGACGACUUUAAUGAGCUAUUGGCGAGGUACCCGCUGACAGAGAGCCAGCUGGCGCUAGUCCGGGACAUCCGACGACGGGGCAAAAACAAGGUGGCAGCCCAGAACUGCCGCAAGAGGAAGCUGGAAACCAUAGUGCAGCUGGAGCGGGAGCUGGAGCGGCUGAGCAGUGAGCGGGAGCGGCUUCUCAGGGCCCGCGGGGAGGCCGACCGGACCCUGGAGGCCAUGCGCCAACAGCUGACAGAGCUAUAUCGUGACAUUUUCCAGCACCUUCGGGAUGAAUCAGGCAACAGCUACUCUCCUGAAGAGUACGCGCUGCAACAGGCUGCUGAUGGGACCAUCUUCCUGGUGCCCCGGGGGACCAAGAUGGAGGCCACAGACUGAGCUGGCCCAGAGGGGUGGAACUGGUGAUGGGAUUUCCUUCAUUCCCUUCUGAUAAAGGUACUCCCCAACCCAGAAAGAGCUGAGUUCUCUAGACCAGAAGAGGAUGACAAUGGGAACGGGUGUUUAGAAGUUCCAAGGUGUGUUCAAAGAGGCUUGCCUUGAGGGAGGACUGGAAUCAGUCUUCCCUGACUCAGCUUCUCAGGUCUUCAGCCUCCACCUCUUGUCCAAGCUUUGGUCUAUAAAGUGCGCUACAGAAAUAGC
Messenger RNA from Sapajus apella (tufted capuchin), 2705 nucleotides. It is a transcript of the gene NFE2, whose product is annotated as nuclear factor, erythroid 2. The record is from RefSeq and is a predicted model, not a curated record. Bases 1323 to 2444 code for a protein of 373 amino acids. Gene Ontology annotation, cellular component: nucleus. Gene Ontology annotation, biological process: regulation of transcription by RNA polymerase II. Gene Ontology annotation, molecular function: RNA polymerase II cis-regulatory region sequence-specific DNA binding; DNA-binding transcription factor activity, RNA polymerase II-specific. Lineage: Eukaryota; Metazoa; Chordata; Mammalia; Primates; Cebidae. The transcript is spliced from 3 exons.